Messenger RNA from Ruditapes philippinarum (Manila clam), 2445 nucleotides. RefSeq names its product T-box transcription factor TBX20-like. Lineage: Eukaryota; Metazoa; Mollusca; Bivalvia; Venerida; Veneridae. The coding region runs from base 328 to 1617 and encodes 429 amino acids. Gene Ontology annotation, cellular component: nucleus. Gene Ontology annotation, molecular function: RNA polymerase II cis-regulatory region sequence-specific DNA binding; DNA-binding transcription factor activity, RNA polymerase II-specific. The record is from RefSeq and is a predicted model, not a curated record. Gene Ontology annotation, biological process: regulation of transcription by RNA polymerase II; positive regulation of DNA-templated transcription; heart development. The transcript has 7 exons.
ACGUUACAUCUGAUGUUCGGCAGCCGCUAUUCUACACACAGGCUCUAUAGGAUUACAAAAUAAUGGGCAAAGUUGUUAAUGUCUCAUUCCAUGAAAAUAAAAUCUUGUUUGAGUGUGAAGAGUGUAAUGAAAUCAAUGUUGGACUGUCAGAAUCGAUUAAGUUUCUCCAAAACAGCAACUCACUUGCAUGUGCAGGAAUAUAUCGCUUAGUUAACUACGCGCAGGGAGACAAAAGCGAAACCCGACGGAAAUAAUACUUUUAAGACUGACAUUUAACUGUUGUGUUUAUUGUUUUAAAACAUAGUGCAAUUGUAAAUUUAAAUAAAAAUGAUCCAAGACGAAAUCGAAAGGAACUCUUCGCCGACGGGUUUGAAAAUGUCUACAAAAGCGUCGGCUUUCUCCAUCGCCGCAAUAAUUGGUGAACAACCAUUGAAAAGAUCGGCGGAUAAUGUAUCACCGUCUAUAAGCGACUCAGAAUCGGACUCUGUCAGAGAUACAGAUUCAGUCCGGGAUGAGUGCGUCUCACCAAACGACUCGGGCGCUUUCUCACCCGUACGAACGCCCAGCCCCGUCGUUGCGUGUCCCGACUCCCUAAUCGCCGUUAAAUGCAAACUUGAGACGAGAGAAUUAUGGGAAAAGUUCAGUGAGCUCGGAACUGAGAUGAUAAUUACAAAAAGCGGCAGACGGAUGUUUCCAACAGUGAGAGUAUCAUUUACUGGACUCGAAUCCACUGCUCGUUACGCCGUGUUGAUGGACAUUGUACCUUUGGAUAAGAAACGAUACAGAUAUGCUUAUCACAGAUCCUCCUGGUUGGUUGCAGGCAAGGCCGACCCUCCACCCCCACGCCGUCUGUGUAUGCACCCGGACGGAGCAUUCACGGGAGAACAACUCAUGAAGCAGACGGUAUCGUUUGAGAAGCUGAAACUAACCAAUAAUACACAAGAUAAAAGUGGACAGAUCGUUUUGAAUUCAAUGCAUAAAUACCAACCUAGAAUCCACAUAGUGAAGUUGUCAGAAGGAACGAAAGUCCCACCCCCUUCAUUAGAUGAGGAAGAACACAAAACAUUCGUGUUUACAGAGACUAUUUUCAUUGCUGUGACAGCAUACCAAAAUCAACUGAUCACGAAGUUGAAAAUUGACAGCAAUCCAUUCGCAAAAGGCUUUAGAGACUCAACACGGCUUUCUGAGUUUGAAAAUACUGGUAUAGAGGGAAUGUUGCAAUCUCACGGGUACCCAAGAACUCCUUUAAGGUCAUACGGUGACCCCGAAAUGGCAGAUCCACUCCGACUUUCACCCCAAGAAAGACAAAAAGUUUUGGCAGAGGGUUUCGCUUCUGCGUGGAGAACACUUCCAACAACGCUUCCGGUUGCUGUAUCGUCAGCAAAUUAUCCAUCAUUCCCAACGUCAAUCCCAACGUCACUUCCGGCGGAUGUCUCAAUGUUUUCAUCAAUGUACGGUCAAAUGCUUGCGUCUCAGUCAUUGUACAACCAUGAACUUUUGUUACGUAGUCAAUUACUAAAAGGAGCACUCGGAUCUCAUGGUCUUCAUCAUAAACCGACCCUCAGAUAUCAUCCAUAUUUACCAAAUUCAGCAGAAAAAAUUCGAGACCAGUCGUAGAUAAUAAACACUCAUUGUUUUCAUGAAAAUAUAUUGUUGCAAAUAACUUAUUUAGAACUUCUUUUGCGAUAGAAUUUAUAGGCGUAGAUAGCUGUUGGUUAGGUGUUUUUAUUCUCUGAAAGAUCAAGAUCAACGCUUAAAUUGCUGAUAUUUUGAUAUCAAGCAAGUAUUGAUUUGCAAUAAAAAUUUAAUUUUAUAUGUUUAAAAUGAAUGUGUUUUUUUUAAUAAAUCAAUGUAAAUUUCAAUAUAAACAGCAGGACUGAUAUAGUAUAAAUUAUAUAGUGAAAUGUAUUUGUAAGUCAUUUCUUUAUUAGUGUAUUGUGUUCAAUAAAAAGGUGGCUACAUAGAACAUGUCAAAAAUGUAAUAAAUAACUUUCGUCUGACUCUCACACUUUUUAUUUUAUAAUAAAAAUACAUUUUUGCAAAAAAAGAUCUCAAGAUGCCAAACAAGAAAUAAGGAAUGGUUUAAACUUUAAAAUUAGAUUCUUUAACAUGUUGUUAAAUAAUAAAUGGAAUACGAAAAACCAUUUUCUUUUAUCUAUGUUAAAUUAAAGAAACAUACCUACUUACUUAUAGAUGAGUUGCUAACAAGAACUAAACGUUUAUUUUUCUUCCCUCUGAUAUUCUGACAUUUGUGAUGAAAGUACAUGCCGUCUGUUGAGGUUCAAAUUUCUUAUCUGCUAUUUUUAUUUAAAAACUUGUAUAUUUGACAUGUAAACAUUUUUUUUCAAAUGUUCACGAUGGUGCUUAUAACAUAUAUUUUGUUAAUUUAUGUCAUGUUUAGCUAUUUAGAAACAUGGAUAGAAUAAAUGAUAUAUAAAAGUCAAA